UACCGGUAACAUCACUGUAGUAACCUGAGAAAAUGAUACUCAACAGUUCACACUUUGAAUUUCUGAAGUCUUUAAACAACAAAAUAUUUCUUCAGUCAUUGUAAGAGUGAAGUGAACACAGCUGAUAUUCACUUACAGGCUUUAAUUUUAUAUAGGCAGCAGAGAAAAGGAAUACAUUUCAUUAAAGAUCUGGAGCAGAAGAUCACUGAGAUGAAGAGGAGAAACAGUGAAAAUCAUCUAUGGGUGAAACAUCCAAACAGCUUGAGACAUCAGCAGAAGUCUCCAGAAGAGUUGUUUAAGGAAUAUUACUGGAUUGUUGUUGGUGUGGUAGCUGUCCUGUUCAUUUUGGUUGCUUCUUAUAUUGUGGAUUACAACGCUAAGAAACAAAGUGAAGCUGAGUUGACAAGGAUGCAGCAGUAUGCAGUGGACGUGACUCUAAAUCCUAAUACAGCUCAUCCAAAUCUCAUCCUGUCUGAUGAUAAGAAACAAGUGAGAUAUGGAAACAUUUCUCGUGAUCUCCCAGACAACCCAAAGAGGUUUUAUAGAUAUUCAAAUGUCCUGGGAAAAGAGGGAUUCUCAUCAGGGAGAUUUUAUUUUGAGGUUCAGGUGAAGGGAAAGACUGAAUGGAUUUUAGGUGUGGUCAGAGAAUCUGUUAUUAGAAAUAAAGAGACCAUACUUACACCAUUAAAUGGAUUCUGGACUUUGUGGCUGAGGAAUGAAAAUGAAUAUAAAGUUGGUCCUUAUAUCUCUCUGUCAGUGAAAGUGAGUCCACAGAAGGUGGGUGUGUUUGUGGAUUGUGUGAAGGGUUCGGUCUCAUUUUAUGAUGUGGAGUCCACAUCUCAUAUCUACUCUUUCACUGCUCAAUCUUUCAGUGAAAAACUUUAUCCAGUGUUUAACCCAGGUACAGCUUAUGAGGGUACAAACUCAGCCCCAUUGAUCAUCACACCCAUCAAUACCAAUAAAUAACAUUUUAAAUACUACAGUACAGAUCUCAAACUUACCACACCUCUUUAAUCUGCAGCUGUUAUUCAAUAAUUUUCCUACAUGUUAUCAGAAUAUUAUGUUAGAAUACAGAGAAAUUGCAGUAGGCCUAAUGGGACUUUGCUAAUAUGAAGUAAUACGGGCUUAGGCCUAUAUUGUUUUCAAUUGUAAUGUGUUUUGUCUGUGUGUGUAUAUCUUUAUUAAAGUUU
Paramisgurnus dabryanus is the source of this 1190-nucleotide messenger RNA. RefSeq names its product zinc finger protein RFP-like. Gene Ontology annotation, molecular function: protein binding. NCBI's taxonomy places the organism in Eukaryota, Metazoa, Chordata, Actinopteri, Cypriniformes, Cobitidae. The record is from RefSeq and is a predicted model, not a curated record.